AUGGUCUAUUCCAAGAUAGCAUCUUUCCUCGCCAUCGCGAGUGCGCUCUUCAUGACAUCCUACGGAGCAAGCAGUGUGGGCUGUGGCAAAGACCUACCACCCUCUCAACAACCCCCUGGAGGCCCAAGCCACAAGACUGAUUUCAAUCAGACCGAUGGGACUGCCCGAAUUUACAGGAUUCAUAUCCCGUCUAAUUACACCAAGGAUACGCCCGUUCCCCUCAUAUUCUCCUUUCAUGGCCAUGGAGAUACGGCCAAGCACCAGGAAGACUUGAGCCAGUUCUCGAACGAGAGCUUUAACCCUAAUGCUAUUGCUGUGUAUCCUCAGGGAUUAAAGGAUGCGUGGCAGGGCGCUCCGUACGCCAAACCUGGCGUCAACGAUAUUGGCUUCGUUCAGGACAUGAUUGACUACUUCAGCAGCCGCUACUGCAUUGACACCACCCGUAUAUAUGCAGCUGGCAAAUCCAACGGCGGCGGCUUCACGUCCACUCUAGCUUGCUCACCCACACUAUCAAAGCAGAUCGCCGCGAUUGCCCCUGUAUCCGGUGCAUUCUACAUUCCAAUAUCCUCACCAGACGAUUGCUCGCCGGCAACAAUCCCUAUCCCGUGCAAUAUUAGCCGCAGUCCAAUCCCAAUUAUCGAAUUCCACGGCAGUGCUGACAAGGUGAUUUCGUAUGACGGCGGAUAUCAAGAUGGGGACUGUUUGCCCAGUAUACCGCAUUGGGUGAGGGAAUGGAGUAAGAGGGAUGGGUACGGGGCGAGUAAUAAGACGACAGAUUUGCAUCACGGGAAGGUCCAAAAAUACGAGUAUGGCGGUGGUAAGGGAAAUCUGGGGGUCGUGACACAUUACCUUACUCAGGGUCUUGGUCAUGCAUGGCCGAGUACGCUCCCGAAUUCUGAUAAUCCUAAUGGGACGUAUUUUGAUGCUACUCCUAUUAUUAUAGAUUUCUUCAAUAAAUAUACCUUGUAA
Messenger RNA from Venustampulla echinocandica, 969 nucleotides. Its product is annotated as putative poly(3-hydroxybutyrate) depolymerase. Gene Ontology annotation, molecular function: feruloyl esterase activity. The record is from RefSeq and is a predicted model, not a curated record. The transcript has 3 exons. NCBI's taxonomy places the organism in Eukaryota, Fungi, Ascomycota, Leotiomycetes, Helotiales, Pleuroascaceae. The coding region runs from base 1 to 969 and encodes 322 amino acids.